Messenger RNA from Gadus chalcogrammus (walleye pollock), 14296 nucleotides. RefSeq names its product probable E3 ubiquitin-protein ligase HECTD4. The record is from RefSeq and is a predicted model, not a curated record. Bases 846 to 14282 code for a protein of 4478 amino acids. Lineage: Eukaryota; Metazoa; Chordata; Actinopteri; Gadiformes; Gadidae. Gene Ontology annotation, molecular function: ubiquitin-protein transferase activity. The transcript is spliced from 75 exons.
UCAUCCAUUUUAUGCAUAUAUUUAUAUUCUGAAGUUAAGGAAAAUUACACCGCAUGUUCACAGGAUGGCGCCCUAGUAUCUCUUUACAAUCAACGCACAUAUCCUUGUAUGAUCCAGAAAUAGAUUCUAACGGUGAUCACCUCGGAAAAGUGUUUUCUUUACGGAACAGACACUCCGAGGUAUGGAAAAGAAAACAGAAUUUUAUUUCAUAGAAUAAUCCAAUUAACUCCAAUUAAUGACUGAUGCAUAAUAAUACACAUCUGACAGCUUAGUCCUCCGCGCGGUGCAUGCCGGGAACAAUUAGACGGCCUUGGAAACAUGGCGUCGCACUGACAGCUGGGAGGCACUCAUCAUCUUGUCCAACGAGUGAUACAGAGGUUGGACAGUUUACGGAACCACCGUGCCCGUUAUCACACCGGGAAGGCUCGUGGUACCGGCGGUGAUCCUCGCGUCCAGUCGUCACGCUCGCGUAGACGUUUUAAUAACGGGUUUAUGACGAGUGUCACGCCCACUCCGUAACGUUAGCGGACGCGUUAGCUCGUACCAAGCUAACCAGGCUAACCAGGGUCUGCCUGCUGCUCGCUGCUGUCAGCACCUGAUGACAACCCGGGCUCCAUGAGGAGAGCUGUCUGUCCGCUGUUGUUCUCGGUCUGACGACCACACGAGGUGUCUCUUUAGCAGCGAAAUACAUCCCACAAAGGUGGUCCUUCAAGCAAACCUGAGACUCGAGUAUGUGGAUUUACAGCUAGCAGUGCGCGCUAGCCGGGGCGUUUCUGCUCAUUUCCAGUCUACUGAAUCAUUAAUGUUCGACCCUUUUGGUACAUUUGUCGAGGGAGGAGUGAGCGAUGGGCUCCGGUGGUGCGGUCGAUUCGUCCCAAUGGCUCUCUGUGAAGGAGGAGACGAUUUUCCUCCACGACGGACUCAUUCGGGUCACGGAUCUGGCUGAGCUACCCAGUGAGAUAGGAGUGUCCGAGCAGGGGGACACCGAGCAGGAGAUCCUCACCUUCGAGACCAAGAACCCUGCGGAGUUGGCCGAGCGUCUGCGCGCCGUCUGCGGCAACCAGAGCAAUGCGUACGCCCGUCUGCUAGAGUACCGGCUCAACGCCCUGCGCGGCCUCUGGGGGGCGCAGCGCCAACUGGCCCUGGAGGAGCAGCAGGAGCGCGAGGGCACCGGCGGGGCCGACGAGGAGGCCCUGGCGCUGCUCAAGAGGCAGGGCCUGCUGCAGCAGCCGGAGCAGGCCCCCUUCACCUCCCGCGUGGGCCUGCUGCUCGUCUUCCCCCUGCUGCAGUCGCAGAGCCGCAGCGACCCGGCGCUGUGCGGCGUCACGGCCGAGGUGCUCCUGGGAUGCCUGCGGGACUGCCAGCCGCUCAGCCUCAGCAAGGAGCCGUCCGACUGCCUCAACGGCCUGGAGGGGUUGCUCUGCUCCUGGCUGGAGGACGGGGGCCAGCAGGAGGCCUACCACACCCCGGCCCUCCACGCACACAGGCAGAGGGAGAACGCCGCCGCUGCCCUCGUGGCGCUGGCCUGUGCCAGGGGAUCCCUGAAAACCUUCAUCCACACGGUCCACCUGCUCCAGAAGCAGACCGACCUGGGCCAGCUCCCGGUCGCAGACGUUCUCUACAGACUGCUGGUUCUGGAGGGAGGGCCGGGCUCCCCGUCCUGUCUGCUGGGGGGAAAGCACAGCGUUUCGUGGGGAUUCGAGGACAUGUUGCCCACGCCCGACAGCAGCGCCGGGGCCGCCGAGAGCAAAGACACGGAUCUAGGCCGCUGCCUGGCCACCGACGGCCGCUAUCUGUACACCACCAACUCCUUCGGGAGAGGACUCAGCAAGCUGGGCUCUGGCUUACAUGGAACGCUGAGAGGUUUUGUGUACUGUCGUAACGAGGAGCUGGAGCCGGGCUGGGUGGUGUUCGGUGGCGGCCGGCUCCUCCACCGGCCCACCUCCUUCGACGCCAAGCCCCAUCAGCUGUGCCAUCUCAUCGACCCAUUCACCCUCCAGGCGUGCCAGAUCGUUGCCAUGCCAGCCCACCACUUCCCCGUUGGCAGCAGCAUGACCACCCUGCACCUGUGCUCCGAUGGCACCUACCUGUACUGGAUCUGGUCCCCCGGCAGCCUCAACGAGAAGACCCAGAAGGGCCAUUCUGUGUUCAUGGACGUCUUUCAUUUAGCGACCGACACGGGGCUGUGCGUGGCGGACAUCCUGCAGGAACGGGUCAUCCUCACCCGCAAGGAGGGCGAGUCUUCCAAGUGUCUGAACGAGCUGCUGCUGAGCCGCAUGUCGCGGUUCCGCGCGUCGCACUCGGCCACCCUGGCGGCCCUCACGGGCUCCGCCAUCACCAACACGGUGAAGGAGGAGCAGUCCGCGGUCAACACCAGCUGCGGACUCCCCUUGAAGACGCUGAGGAGGACUCCCAUGUACGUGUGCGGGACGUAUCUGGUGAUGCUGGCCGCGCCACCCGGCGUGUCGGGGAGCUCCGCCACCCGCUCGCUCUUCGGAGGAACCAGCGGCCUCUCGUCGCUCAAAAUUCUAGCCUCCAGCCUGGUCUUCAACCUGACAGACGGGCAGUUCAGCAGCCGAGCUGACCUCAUGGACGCCCCGGGCAGCUCGCUGGGCCGGGGUGCGCAGGUGGCCGGCCUGGGAGCCUGCUACGACGCCCUGAACAACCUGGUGUGGACCACCUCCAGCGACUACAUGGACCAGUGGUUCAACCCCGGGAACCAGGCCUUCCAUCACCUGUGCCAAAGGCUGGGAGUCAGCCACGUCAUCCAGGAACCCAAAGAGGAGACCGUGGCCACCUCGGAGGUGGUCAACCAGCUGCUGCACCACGUGGGCGCCAUGUGCAUCCACCAGCUCAACCUGCUGGCGGCCAGCAGCGGCAGCCUGCCCCUGGGCGCCCUGCUGGGGAAGCAGCACCCCAUCGAGGCGCGCCACUUCAGCAGCAUCUGCGACAUCAUGGAGAAGGCCAUGGUGAACAGCGACACCUGCAUCAUCCGCUGCAUCCUGGUGGUGUUCCAGGUGGUUUUCAGGUUCUUCAAUCCCCAGUCAGAGCAGAACCGGGACAGCGUGCGCCGGGCCGGCCUGCUGCUGUGGCAGCUGCUCAUGGCUCCGGUGGAUCAGAUCGGAGCGGAGAUCCAGAGGGAGGUGUGCCUGGCUAUCAGCUCGGGCCUAAACACACUGUACCAGGGCCCGGCGGAACUCAACAAACUGCUGAAGUUGGUGCUGACAGAAGGCGAGAGAAACAGCGGUCUUUCCCAGCUUCGUGACGUCAUCCUCACCAACUUGGCCGAGCAGCUGCAGAAGAAUCGAUUCGGGAGUGAGGAGGACGACCACUACAGGCUGAACGACGAGCUGCUCCACUACAUCCUGAAGACGGUGGUCCGGGAGUCCUGCCUCCUCAUCACCAAGUGUCAGACGGUUGCCCGUGACGACUUCCAGAAGCUGCUCUCCACUGUGCCGGUGGUCUCGCCAAGCCUGAGCUACCUCAUGGCCGUCCAGAACCACCUUCUCAGUAACACGGUGCUGAUUCGCCCCGACGACGGGGACGACAGCGACAGCUCCCUGCAGGGGGAAACCGUGAAGGUACAGGAGCUGCAGAACAGCAUCCUGUCCCUCUCCACCAAGAUCCUGGUGGGCUGCGACGAGGCGGUGGAGACCCUACAGCAGGUGACCACUGCCCUCAUCAACAGUGACAUCCCUGACCGGGAGACCAGACUAAAAGGUCUGGAGCAGGUGACCAAGGCCACCAUGUUGGGCCACCUGCUGCCCGUGCUGCUGACCUCGCUGAUGCACCCCAACCUACAGACCCUCACCCUGGCCGACGCCCUCAUGCCCCAGCUAGUCCAGCUGGUGCUCUACACCAGCCAGACGGCGCUGUUGCUGAAGACCCAGGCGCCGCUCUUCACGGAGGGACCUUCGUCCGGGUCCUUGGCUCAAGGGGCCAAGGCGUGUCCGUUGGAAGACAGGAUCCUGGAUGAGAGGGAAGAGCCGGGGUUCCUGACCGGCCUCAAGAUCCCGACCCCGUGGGCCGCUGGGAAGACGGUGGAGACGGUGCACCCGGUCCGGGACAACUACAAGUUCAAGGAGACGGUGCACAUCCCCGGGGCGCGGUGCCUGUACCUGAGGUUCGACUCCCGGUGCUCCUCGCAGUACGACUACGACAAGCUGGUUGUUUACGCCGGUCCCAACACCAACAGCCGGAAGGUGACUGAGUACGGGGGGAACACGCUGGGGUACGGCAGUCGCAGUGUCCUGGGGACCGGGUGGCCCAAAGACCUCGUCAAGGUCGAGGGCGACACCGUGACGUUCUCGUUCGAGAUGCGGAGCGGCCGCGAGCACAACACCCCGGACAAAGCCAUGUGGGGCUUCUCCUGCACGGUCCGGGCCCAGGAGUCAUCGGAGGACGUCUCCGGGGGCCUCCCCUUCCUGGCAGACCUGGCUCUGGGCCUGUCGGUGCUGGCGUGCUCCAUGCUGCGCAUCCUGUACUACGGCCCCGAGGUCACCCGGGAGGAAGAGGCCUGCCACGAUCUGCUCUGCUCAAAGCUGCUCCAGAGGUGCCAGUGGCAGGUGGAGGCCAACGGGGCCAUCUCCCCGGCCCUCACGCCCAGCCCGUCCCCGCUGCCCCUCACCAUCGACGAGGACCGGGAGUUCACCUACCCCUCCGACGUGCUCAUCCCCCCGCCGGGCAUCAUGUCGGGCAGCCACUUCGACCUGCCGCGCAUCCGCCUGCCCCCGGGCAUCAUGGGUCGGCUGAGGGAGGUGUCGGGGAGGGCCCGGCCGCAGUUCCGCCCCAGCAUCAAGGAGGUGAUCCGGCCCGACGUGAUGGAGGAGGUCAUCGUGUCCUGCGUUAUCAAGCACCUCACGCUGGUGGACGCGCUGCAGUCCCUGGUGAACUACCAGUACCGCGAGGAGCACGCCGAGGAGUACGACCUGGUGUGCAAGAUCAUGACGGAGACCUUCAAGAAGAUCAACGCCAUGGAGCGCCAGCUGCAGUGUGUGGCCGAGCUGGAGCAGAAGUGGCAGAGCGAGGUGGACGAGGCCCAGCAGGGGAAGCUGGAGAACAACGCUCCCUUCUUCCACGACUACCAUUUCUUCGAGAACAAAAUGAAGGAGCUGGAAUUACUCUGCUCCCUGAAGGAGGUUCCCCUCGACUUCAGCGAUCUGGAGAAUGUCGUCCUGGCGUUGAGGGAAAAGUUCUUCCAGGAAGUGAACUCCAUCCACCUGAAGAGCAGCGCGCCGCUGAGCAAGACCAAAGCCCUGGUGAAGAGCCUGAUGAACCGCACCGACCUCCUCCUCCACGUCACCAUCGCUCCUCACUGCAGGAGCCUGGCCACCACGCCAGCCGGGACGCCAGGGCCUGCCUCCAAGUCGGUGUCGGACAGCAAGACGGGGGUCCCCAACGCCAAGCAGCCGGCGUUCCUGCGCAGCAUGUCCGCUCCCUCCGACCUGGAGAUGAUCGCCAACCAGGACCUGGAGUUCACACACGCGCCCCAACGGAGGCGACACCACCCCACCAGUCACCGCAGCAGCUCCUUCACGCUGCUACAGUCGCUGGCCCACGAGGACAGCCGGGACAAGCCCACCUACAGUGUGCUGCUGGGACAGCUCUUCGCCUUCAUCGGGACCACGCCCGACCAGGCUGUGUCCAGCAGCAGCUUCCUGUCGGCGGCGCAGACCCGGUGGCGGCGAGGAAGCACGCGGAAGCAGGCCCUGGUGCACAUGAGAGAGCUGCUCACCGCCGCCGUGCGCGUGGGCGGAGUCACGCACCUGGUGGGGCCGGUGACCAUGGUGCUGCAGGGGGGGCCCAGGAUCGAGGAGCUGACCUGCGGGGGCAUGGUGGACCAGGUCCAGGAGGCCUUCGGAGAGACCAUGACCUCGGUGGUGUCUCUCUGCGCCCGCUACCCCAUCGCCUGCGCCAACAGCAUCGGCCUGCUGUGCACCAUCCCCUACACCAGGAGUGAGGAGCAGUGCCUGGUGCGCAGCGGCCUGGUGCAGCUCAUGGACCGCCUGUGCAGCCUGAGCAGCCAGCGGGAGGGCAGCAGCUCCAACGAGAAGCAGACCAAGAAGCAGAAGGUGGCCACCAUGGCGUGGGCAGCCUUCCAGGUGCUGGCCAACCGCUGCAUCGAGUGGGAGAAGGUGGAGGGCGGCUCCACCGACGCCGUCCACUCGGGCCUGGCCCGCCAGGUGUCCAGCCUGCUCACCAACCACCUGGCCCGCGCCACCGAGUGCUGCGGCAACCAGGCAGCCGGGAACGACGCCCUCCAGGACGUCCUCAGUCUGCUCAACGACCUGUCCAGGAGCCACAUCGGGAAGACCAUCCUGAGCCAGCCGGCCUGCGUGUCCAAGCUGCUGUCCCUGCUGCUGGACCAGCGGCCCUCGCCCAAGCUGGUACUGAUCAUCCUGCAGCUGUGCCGUGCCGCCCUGCCCCUCAUGAGCGUGGAGGACUGCGGCAACGUGGCGCUGCCCACCUGGAGCUACUCCAUCAGCACGCUGGACGCCGAGCAGCAGGACGCCAGCGACCCCGCCUCCCGCAUCGCCGCCCUGCUGCUGGCCAAGCUGGCCGACUACGUGGUGCCAGGGUGCCAGACCCUGCUCUCCCCCAGUGCCUCUGAGCCCGACACCAGCCUGACCCGCGCCAGCUCAAAGGGCGCCCUGAAGUCGGACAAGGAGGGCGGCGAGGAGGGGGAGGCGGUGGACGGCAAGCUCUCCAUCUUCAUCCACAAGAGGGAGGACCAGUCGUCCCACGAGGUCCUGCAGCCGCUGCUCAGUAGCUCAGAAGGUCGGCCCUUCCGACUGGGCACCGGAGCCAACAUGGAGAAGGUGGUGAAGAUGGACCGAGACAUGACCAAGAGUGGCAGCUGUGAGGUGAUCACCGAGGAGGCGUCCGCCGCCCUGAGGAAGGCCAAUAAGUGGGCUCAGUCGGGGCUGAUCGUGAGCGUCGGGCCCCCCGUGGAGGCCGCACCCCCGGAGGUGGCUGGGGGGGUCACCACCGGCGACAAGAAGAAGACGGCUCAGACUGCAGUGUGCCGGGACCGCAACUCGGACCUGGCCAGGUCAGACCCGGUGAGGCCGUUCAUCAGCGGCCACGUGGCCAACAGCAUGGCGGCGGAGGUGAUCGCCCUGCUGCACAGCCUGCUCACAGCCCCCGAGUCCAACACCGCCCAGAUCUGGACCAGCACGGCCGAGAAGGUGCUCUCCCGGGCGCUGAUGUUCAUCCCUCAGCUGGGGAAGUACGCGGAGAGCAUCCUGGAGACGGGCAGCAGCAGCGGCAGGAAGCUGGCCAAGCUGCAGGCCAUCGGGAGGCAGGCCGUGGCCGCGCUCUGCGCCCUGGGGGGCUUCAAGGAGACCAUCAAGAUCGGCUCCGAGGUCCAGGUGGUGGGCAAGGGGGUACUGGGCAGUGUGGGCGUGGUACUCUCCAUCAACGAGCAGGAGGGCAUCGCCACGGUGAAGUUCCCGUCCUGCGAGUACAGACGAGCGUGCAAAUCCUCGGACGUCCUGACCGUACCCAUAUCUCGCCUCUGCACACCCAGAUCCGAGGCCCUGCCCCUCUACAAGCUGUCCAUCACGGAGAAGGUGGUGCAGGCGGUGCAGUCCAUGCUGCUGCCACAGGAGGGCAGCCUCUCCAUCCACACCUCGCUCCCGGCCACCGGGGACGGCUCCAGCCCCGUCAUGGCCGCCGUGCGCCUGCUGGCCGAGAUCAGGACCAGGGCGUGUCUGGUGAUGGCUCAGCUGCUGGAGGACAGCUCCUUCUGCGAGGAGUUCAUCCAGCAGUGCCCCGCGGCGGUGGAGGUGCUGAACCUAGUGGCCCAGGAGUGCAGCCCCGGGGAGCGUCUGGGCAUGGUGGAGUCCCAGUGCGAGCGGGUGCGGAUGCUCUACCGCGACUGUGCGCGACCGCCGCCCCCGCCACUACAGACGGAGAGGCGCCAGCCCAAGGAGAUCACCUGGUGCCCCUGCAGGGUGUUCCCCCCGGUCCGGGCCUGCAUGUUCUCCUCCAGGCUCACCUCCGUCACCUUCCUGGCGGACCCCAGCGCUGGAGGGGGGCUGCCCAGGGGCACUUUCAUCUACGCCACCUCGCCUGUACCCGUGCAGGCCCCGUCCUUCUACUGGGAGAUCGAGAUUGUCUCCUAUGGAGACUCGGAGGAGGACAGCGGGCCCAUCGUGUCCUUCGGCUUCGCCACGGAGGCGGAGAAGCGUGACGGGGCGUGGACCAACCCCGUGGGCACCUGCCUCUUCCACAAUAAUGGCCGGGCGGUGCACUAUAACGGCUCCAGCCUGCUGCAGUGGAAGAGCGUCAGACUGGACGUGGCUCUGCUCCCUGGCGACGUGGCAGGGAUCGGGUGGGAGCGGUCGGAAGGCACACCACCACCCCCAGGCCAGGCCCCUAAGGGCCGGGUGUACUUCACCUACUGCGGCCAGCGCCUCAGCCCCACCCUGGAGGACGUAGCGGGCGGGAUGUGGCCCCUGGUGCACAUUCAGAAGAAGAACACAAAGAUCCGGGCCAACUUCGGCUGCCGCCCCUUCGCGUACGCCGACGGCCAAGCGCACCGCAACGCGGCCGACCUCUGCGUGGACCUGGCCGAGGAGAUCAGCGCCAACUUCGAGGCCCUGCCCUUUGCCAUGGCGUCCGACAGUGACAACGACGCCGGGACCAGCGUGGCGUCGGACUCGGGCUCGCACGGACCCCCCUGCCGCAUCGCCGCCGUGGCGGUCGCCCAGCAACAGUACAACAGCGACCUGUCGGGACACUACAAGGUGGAGCUGAGCUACGAGAACCUGGUGACCUCGGGGCCCCAGCCCCACCUGGCCCCCAUCGCCGACGAUGAGACCGACGAAGACGACGAUGACGACGUCCCGAGGGAGGACCACUACGCCUUGCUGGUUAAGGCCUGGGAGACCAAAGUCUUCCCCACCAUCCGCAGACGCUUCCGGAACGAGGCGGAGAGGAAGUCCGGCCUGGACCAGAUCAAAGGGGCCCUGCAGCUGGGCAUGGUGGACAUCGCCAGGCAGACGGUGGAGUUCCUGUACGAGGAGAACGGCGGUAUCCCGCGGGACUUGUACCUCCCCACCAUCGAAGACAUCAAGGAGGAGGCCAACAAGUUUACCAUCGACAAAGUCCGAAAAGGCCUGACGGUGGUCAUCCGCUGCCCCGACAGCAACAACACCAACAGCACCACCGGGGGCAUGGCCCUGCCCAAGUUCGCCAUCCGGGGCAUGCUGAAGACCUUCGGGCUGCACGGCGUGGUCCUGGACGUGGACUCUGUGAAUGAGCUGGUGCAGGUGGAGACGUACCUGCGCAGCGAGGGGGUCCUUGUGAGGUACUGGUACCCCAUCGAGAUGCUGGAGAGGCCCCCCGCUGGGUCCCGGAGGACCGCCGCCAACGGCCUCGUGUCCCUGGACAGCAGCAACAUCCAGAUCCACAGGGAGUUGAUGCGCUGUGAGAGCGCCCUGGCCCGGCUGUAUUGCCGCAUGGCCCUGCUGAACAUCUUCGCCCCCAAGAACCCCCACACCUUCACCCGCCUCUUCCACAUCCCCGCCGUCCGAGACAUCACGCUGGAGCACCUGCAGCUGCUGUCCAAUCAGCUGCUGGCUCCGCCUCUACCUGAUGGCACCAUCAGCUCCAGCUCCAUCCUGCUGGCCCAGUCCACGCUGCACAACCUCCAGGGCCAGAGCUGCUCCCCCACUGACCUGUUCUACCAGGGCAACGCCCGGCCCAUCCGCGAGUGGCUGACGGUGGCCAUUACCCGGGCCAUGCACCAGGGGGAGGACAGCCUGCUGGAGCUGACCAAGCAGAUCUGCUGCUUCCUGCAGAACGCCCCGGAGCAGUUCACGUCGGAGGAGUUCCCCGUCAGCGAGUCCAAGGUCAGCAUGGACGUGAGCUUCCCCGGCGCGGCCUUCGUCAUCGCGUCCUGCAGGGAGGGCCAGCUGGGCAGCCGCAAGGACUCCAGCCUGUACAAGGCCCCCUGGGCGCGGGUGAUGGUGUACGGCCUGGGUCACAAGGUGCGGCGGAACGGCCAGCUGAACCUGAUGGAGGCGGUGUGCUACCCGCGGGACGCCUCGCCCACCAACACGGGCCUCACGCCCCCGCCCACCACCAACCAGUACCCCUCCGUCAUCAUCCCCACCGACAAGGUGCACAUCAAGCUAGGGGUGUCGCCCCCGCCUGGCGCGGUGCUGGUACUGCACUCCCUGCCGCUGGAGUUCCCCCUGGCCAUGGCGUUCGCCGAGCAGCUGCUGACGUGGAGGCUGAGCGAGAGCAGCGAUCAGUCGGAGGACGAGCUGGACACGCUGCCCUCGUCGGUGCUGCUGCAGGUGGUGGAGCUGCUGGGCGGGCUGCUGUGGAACACGGACCUGGCGCCCUGCAUCAAGGAGCUCAGCUUCCACCUGCUGGCCGAGCUCUUCCGCAAGGUGCACCAGCUGGAGCAGCGCAAGGGCCCCGCCGGCCUGGCCAGCUCCAUCGGCCUGCUGCUCAACCCCUGCCUGGCCGUGGUCAUGGCCCUGCAGACGGAGCUCCGCACGCUGUACGACCGCGAGACCCAGGGCUGGGCGGCGGCCGGUGGGGGGGCGGCUGGCGGGGGGGCCGGGGGCUCCUCCUCCUCCGCCUCCUCCUCCUCCUGCUGCGGGGGCGCCGCCCUGGCCCUGGGCACGGAGCAGAGCCGCUUCUCCACCUACUUCCACGCCCUGAUGGAGGUGUGCCUGUCGGUGUCGGAGGUCACGCUGCCCCUCAACGUGGGCGCGGGCGUGUCGGCGGGCGCGCUGUCCUCCGCCAGCGCGCCCAACCUCAGCGACUCGUCAUCGUCGUCGUCGUCGUCGCCGGGACAGACGCCGCAGAGCCCCAGCCUGCUGUCCAAGCGCAAGAAGGUCAAGUUGAAGCGGGAGCGGGCGGCGGCGGCGGUGGCCGCAGCCGUGGCCGCCGCCUCCUCCGGGAAGCGCGGGAGCGGCGGAGGCGGCGGAGGGGGGGCGCGGCUCUCGGAGAGCGACAGCGCCCUGCUGAACAUGGCGGGUGGCAAGCCCGAGGACAUGCUGUGGUUCCACCGCGGCCUCACCCUGCUCAUGAUCCUGCGCCACCUGGCCAACAAGGACCCCCAGGGGCUGAGCGUGACCAGCGACGCCGUGACGGACGCCUGCCAGGCCCUGGUGGGGCCCACGGCCCACGGCCGCCUGCUGGUGCUCUCGGGCAUCCCCACGCACCUGGAGGAGCCGGUGGUGCGCGGCGCCAUCCGCCGCGCCUGCAACGCCCACGGCGGGCUGUUCAAGGACGAGAUCUUCAUCCCCCUGCAGGAGGAGGAGCCCAAGAAGCCCAAGCCCGCCGCAGUGCGGCUCUGCAGCCCCCAGGACGGCCGGCCGGGGGGGCCCGAGCAGCCCGAGCGGCCCUCGCCCGGGGGCCCCGAGAGCCCCGACAGCUCCAGCAGCGCCACACCCGCCAUGAGCGUGAGCGCGUCGGGCUCCACCAGCCAGACCUCCAUCUGCAGCUCCUCCCAGGGGGUCUCGCGCACCACCAGCGAGCUGUCGGUGGACCAGGACCCGCUGGUCGGCCUGCCCCCGGGGCAGAACGCCGCCGCCGCCAACGCCGCCACCGCCGGGGGCUACCCCCCGCCGGGCCCCCCCACAGAGCCCCAGAACGUGUCGAGCCAGGAGAGCCUGGACGUCUCCCUGUGCAGCACGGGGAGCCUGGGCAGUCUGGGCAGCCUGGGGGAGACCCCCGAGAGCGGGGACGCGGCGUCGGUGUCCGACGGGGGCUCCAUGUACACCGUCACCUCCAUGGACAGCCACGUGGUCCUGGCCCGCCCCAUCAAGGGCUAUGCCGUCAUAGAGGUGCGUUCCCGCGCCAAGGUGGAGAAGAUCCGCGCCAGCCUCUUCAACAGCAGCGACCUGAUCGGCCUCUCCAGCCUGGAGGGUGAGGAGGAGCUGAUGGAGCUGACCAGCGAGGAGAUCCUCACGGCGUCCAGCGUUAACCAGAGCCUGUUCGACACCCAGGGCAGCUCGGCGCUGGAGGACUACUUUCUGGACAAGUCCCUGAGAGGGGACAAGCUGGUGCCGGGUGCACGGGACGUCCUGACGGACAUCUUCAAGAGCUGCGUCCACUCGGAGCAGAUGCUGAGCCUCACGCCCGUCAAGCCGGCCAAGGUGUCGGACAUUUACCUGAGCAAGGAGCAGAUCAGCGCCCAGACCCCCGGCAACCUGCUGCACGUCUUCUUCACGCACGCUCGACCGCCCAAGAAAGUUCUGGACGACCAGCUGACGCAGAUCCUGCGAAAGUACGGCACCUCCAAGCCCAACAAGAACAAGUACAGCAAGGCGGGCAAGGAGCAGCACCCGGGCAAGGUGGUGAGCACCAAGAGACCCAUCAGCAAGCCCGUCACCAAAGAGAAGUCGGUGCUCAACUGCGUCAGCAGGACUGCUCUGUGCGAGAAGAAGACGGUCCUGAAGCCCAAGUCUCCAGAGAAGUCUCGGCCCGACGAGAAGGACGUGGAGAAGUCUCCCGCCAAGAAGCCUGAAGUGCCAGAGGAGAAGUUCCUCACCCUGGAAGGAUUCCACAAGUUUGCGAUGGACCGAGCCAAGCAGGAGGUCCGUAGCGUGUGGAGGGCGAUCCUGGCCUGCGGUUACGACCUCCACUUUGAAAGGUGCACGUGCAUAGACACCCGCCACGCCCAGAAGGCCAGCCGCAAGUGGGGCCUGGAGAUGGAUGUGGCUCUGGUCCAGUACAUCAACAGGCUGUGCCGGCACCUGGCCAUCACCCCGGCCCGGCUGCACCCCCACGAGGUCUACCUGGAGCCCAGUGACGGAGCCGACCCGCGAGUGGCCUGCCUGCUCAAUGUGCCCGUAGAGAGCCUGCGUCUGCGCUUCGCUCUGCUGCAGUCCCUCAACAACACCCUGGAGAGCUUCUUCCUGCCGCUGGUGGAGCUGCGACAGACGCACACCUACCAGAACAGCAUCGCCGCGCUGCUGUGUGAAGCCAAAGGUCUGGUGUACUACGACACCAAGGUGACGGUCAUGAACCGAGUGCUGAACGCCACCGUCCAGCGUACGGCCGACCACGCCGCCCCCGAGAUCACCUUGGACCCCCUGGAGAUCGUGGGAGGGGAGAUCCGGUCUUCAGAGAACACGUACUUCUGCCAGGCGGCCCGCCAGCUGUCUUGCGUGCCCUCCUCGCAGCUCUGCGUCAAGCUGGCCAGCGGGGGGGACCCCACCUACGCCUUCAACAUCCGCUUCACGGGGGAGGAGGUUCACGGCACCAGCGGCUCCUUCAGACACUUCCUGUGGCAGGUGUGCAAGGAGCUGCAGAGCUCGGCCCUGUCCCUGCUGCUACCCUGCCCCAGCGCGGCAGCCAAUCGCAACAAGGGGAAGUACAUCCUGACGCCCUGUCCCAUCAGCUACGCCGACGAGCAGCUGCUGCACUUCCUGGGCCAGCUGCUGGGCAUCGCCAUCCGCGCCGACGUGCCCCUGCCGCUGGACCUGCUGGCCUCCUUCUGGAAGGGCCUGGUGGGCCAGCCCCUGGACCCCGAGCACGACCUUCAGGACGCCGACCUGCUCACCUACAACUACGUCAAGAAGUUCGAGAGCGUGGGAGACGAGGGGGAGAUGGACGCCCUGUGUGCGGAGAUCUCGUCCCAGUACCACUCGGGGGAGAGUCCCGACUCCCCCGGCCGGCCCUGCUGCACCUUCACCUACGUCACCAUGACGGGGGAGGAGGUGGAGCUCUGUCAAGGCGGCCACAACAUCGCCGUUAGCUGGGAGAACAAGGGGGAGUAUGCGCGGGCGGUGCGUGCGCUGCGGCUGCGCGAGCUGCACAACGCCGAGUGCAUGAGCGCGGUGCGCGCUGGCCUGGCCUCCAUCAUCCCCCUGCAGCUGCUCACCAUGCUCAGCCCCCUGGAGGCCGAGCUGCGCACCUGCGGCCUGCCCUACAUCAACCUGGAGUUCCUGAAGGCCCACACCAUGUACCAGGUGGGUCUGAUGGAGACGGACCCUCACAUCGAGUUCUUCUGGACGGCGCUGGAGAUGUUCACUCAGGAGGAGCUCUGCAAGUUCAUCAAGUUCGCCUGCAACCAGGAGCGUAUCCCCUUCACCUGCCCCUGCAAGGACGGGGGCCCCGACACCGCCCACGUGCCCCCCUACCCCAUGAAGAUCGCCCCCCCCGACGGAGCCGCCGGCUCGCCAGACUCGCGCUACAUCCGGGUGGAGACGUGCAUGUUCAUGGUGAAGCUGCCCCAGUACACGUCGCUGGAGGCCAUGCUGGAGAAGCUGCGCUACGCCAUCCACUACCGCGAGGAUCCACUCAGUGGCUAGGCCCUGGCCCCGCC